AAUUCCGCGUUCUGUCUUUCUAGUAGAAGUUGGCUAUUUAAUCGAGAACUAACAAAAUUACACUAGCAUGAGCUGACUUCUCGUGGAAAAUAUACCGAUAAUUCCGUUUAAUAACGUCUUUCCGUUUUUAGUUAUAGUAAACCAUUAAGUUUAAUGAAAAUAUUAAAGUUUUUAAAAACCGAACUGGAAUAUAAGUUUUUUACGCACUGCCUCGGAAAUAACUGAAAUUUAUUCAAUAAUUCAGGAUAGAAAAAAUUUCUGUCAAAGCUUAUCAUAUGCUUGAUAUAAGAAUCGCAAGUAAACAUUUGAUUUCAAAGAUAUUUAAGAAGCAACGGAAAAGAUCGGGUAGUUUAAUACAAGUAUAGCAUAUAAUAAAAACUUCAUAAUGAAUAUAAUCAGCAUAGUUUUCUCCAUGUUGGCAUGUGUUUACAGUGUAACUAUGUACCCACUAGACAAUUUACCACUGUAUCAAGAGGAAAUGCUAGAAACGGACUACCCAGAGGUUUUGUACGAUCCAGAGGUGAUCCUGCCCUACACCUCGUAUCCAUCUCCAGUUAUUGUAUACCCAGAAUUAUCACUUUCAAAACGACAAGACACUCGCAAUGUUAACGUGAACAAAAGAGCAACACUUAAUCAACUUUUAAGACGCCUUAUUGCCUUAUAUGGAAACAAUGACAUAGCAUUCUCUGGCAGAUCAUCUCAUGUGCGAUUUGGCGCAGGAGGCCGAUGACACCAUUCGUUGCUAAGCACUGCAACACAUUUUAGAAUGUGAUAUCAAAAGCACGCCUUUCGAACAUGAUCAAGUUCUUGUGAGCAAAAAGAAUAUUAUUUCUUUACAUUUCUGUUUCAUAGUGACAGACAUGAUGAGAGUAUGUGCUCGUAUUAAGUUAGGUUAUACGUACAUCACAGAAAUUUGUUUUAAAAGUGUAAAAUUAAGUACUUAAAGUCAUAAAACUGUAUCUUUUAUCAACUACAGGGACACUCUCCAUUUCUAUCUAAUCCUAAUCUUGUUCAUUCUAAAGUAUUUGUAUCGUGCAAAGCUCUUUGUAAGUAUUGAGAUGUAAAUGUUGAUAUUUUAUUGUUUUGAAAUGUUUGAAUAAAAAUGUAGAGUCAAAGAGAAAGUCA
This is a messenger RNA of Ruditapes philippinarum (Manila clam), 1125 nucleotides long. RefSeq lists its product as uncharacterized. The transcript is spliced from 3 exons. The record is from RefSeq and is a predicted model, not a curated record. Lineage: Eukaryota; Metazoa; Mollusca; Bivalvia; Venerida; Veneridae. Bases 386 to 730 code for a protein of 114 amino acids.